AUGGACGCGGCACAAAUCACGCAGUUGGUCACGGCCGCAGUGGCAGCAGCCCUGCAGGAUCAAGCCGUAUUGACGGCAAUCCGUGGACCGGCGCAACCAGGGCCACCGGCAGCCGCAUUUGCAGUCACUCCAGCAGGCACCGGCAACGCGGCCUGGGACUUCACCUCCGGUACUGGUCUCAAGAUCUUCAUUGUGGCGACAUCCCCCUUUACCCCGCAGUACGACGGAAAGGAAGCCACAUUGAGAGACUUCCUUCGCAAAGUCCGAAAUCGUGCAGAAGCUUUCGGUUGGACUGGCAUUCUCAUGGUGAUCGACGCCAACGGCACACCCAGGAACAUUACGUUGGAAUACGGUCGCAAAGCCAAUUUCACCGUUAACGCUGCAGCAGCAGCACAGGGAGGCCAGCCAGCUCCAGCUCCAGUGUUCAAAGAAGACGGAACGUGCAUGCUGUUCGACAUCAUCAGAGUCGUGUCUGUUGAGACCAAAGCCACCUUAGCGCUCAUCGUGAAGAAGCUGGCGAACCUCGAGGUCCUUAUGGAAGAGUGCAAGUCUGAUAUCGGAAUCUUCAACGACAGAGUUGACGAUCUUGUCAACCAGCUCAGGGCGCACAACAUCCAGGUGCCGUCAAUGAUCAACCCACUCUUCGAUGGAUAUAGCAAUUGUGCCGGUAAGACCUUCACGACGUACAUCUCGCGCAAGCAAGAAGCCUACGAGGACGGUACACUUGAGAUUGAGUACCCUGCUCUGAUGUCGACCGCGUUGGAAAAGUACAAAGUCUUGAAAGACAGGAGGAUGUGGCUGAAGAAGACCGAUGAGGAACUCGAGAUCCUCACUCUGAAGGCAGAGAUGGUCAAGCUCAAGUCAGGACCAUCCAAGGGCACUGCCAGGGCACCGACCGACGGCAAGAAGAGCGACAAGCCCAGUGAUUAUGCCGAGAAGAAUGCAUGGAAGCUGAUUCCUCCCAAGGAAGGAGAAUCUCAUAGCAAGACCAUGAAUGGCAAGAAGUACAUCUACUGCCCUUACCACCAUACGACCAAGUGGGUCCUCGAAGGCAACAACAAAGGAGUCGUUCACAAGACCGGUUGCGAGAAGAUGAAGGAAGCAUUGGCUAUGGCCAAGGCUACUGACAAGCCCAGUGGUGCAACCGAACCAGAUCCAGCGGCUGCCGCCCUUGCCAACGCGAUCGAGGACGUCAGAACCGACACUCUUCUACCGGUCGUCACCGAAGAGCUUUGA
Molecule: messenger RNA, 1236 nt
Organism: Seminavis robusta
Lineage: Eukaryota; Bacillariophyta; Bacillariophyceae; Naviculales; Naviculaceae
Source: the annotation of a GenBank genome assembly